Messenger RNA from Fonticula alba, 1748 nucleotides. RefSeq names its product 2-oxoisovalerate dehydrogenase E1 component, alpha subunit. The transcript is spliced from 5 exons. The coding region runs from base 86 to 1402 and encodes 438 amino acids. Gene Ontology annotation, biological process: branched-chain amino acid catabolic process. NCBI's taxonomy places the organism in Eukaryota, Rotosphaerida, Fonticulaceae. Gene Ontology annotation, molecular function: oxidoreductase activity, acting on the aldehyde or oxo group of donors, disulfide as acceptor. The record is from RefSeq and is a predicted model, not a curated record.
CCGGGGACCACCCUGGCCCCCCUCGGAGCGCAGGCAGAGAUUUUCCUGUCGAUUUCCUUCUCUCGCACCUCUCCCCUUUGUCGACAUGAUUCGCGCCUUCGCCCAGAUUCGCAGCCUCCGCCCUAUGGUGGCCGGCCGCGCCCUCUAUUCCAGCGCCGCCGCCCCGGCCACCAGCCAGUACCCCGGUGCCAUUGGCUCCCCCUACACCAAGGACCUGGCCUUCGUCGAUGGCAACGCCCCCCUGCCCACCUACCGCGUGAUGGACCGCGCUGGUAAGAUCCUUGAUGAGGCCCAGAUCCCGGCCGAGCUGGCCGGCGAGAACCUCGUUUCCGUCUACAAGCAGAUGGUCCAGCUGAACAUGAUGGACAAGAUCCUCUACGACGCCCAGCGCCAGGGCCGUAUCUCCUUCUACAUGACCAACUACGGUGAGGAGGCCUCGCACUUCGGCUCGGCCGCCGCCCUGACCCUCGAUGACCACAUCUUCUCGCAGUACCGCGAGGCUGGUGUGCUCAUGCACCGUGGCUUCACCCUGGACGACUUCAUGAACCAGUGCUACUCCAAUGCCCUGGACCCGGGCAAGGGUCGCCAGAUGCCGGUUCACUAUGGCUCUCGCGCUCUCAACUUCCAGACCAUCUCCUCGCCCCUGGCCACCCAGCUGCCCCAGGCUGCUGGUGCUGCCUACGCCCUGAAGCGUGCCGGCAAGGAGUCCGUCGUCAUGUGCUACUUCGGUGAGGGUGCCGCCUCCGAGGGUGAUUUCCAUGCCGCUCUCAACGUCGCUUCCACCACCAACUGCCCGGUCAUUUUCUUCUGCCGCAACAACGGCUUCGCCAUUUCCACCCCCUCCUCCGAGCAGUACAAGGGUGACGGUAUCGGUGGCCGUGGCCCUGCUUAUGGCAUCCACACCAUCCGUGUCGAUGGUAAUGACAUCUUCGCCGUCUUCAACGCCACCAAGGAGGCCCGUCGCCUGGCCCUCGAGAAGAACCGCCCGGUCGUCAUCGAGGCCAUGACCUACCGCGCUGGCCACCAUUCUACUUCCGAUGACUCCUCGGCCUACCGCCCCCGUGAGGAGGUCGCCGACUGGCAGACCAAGGACAACCCCAUCACCCGUGUCCGUGGCUACCUUGAGUCCAUGAACCUGUGGAACGACGAGCUCGAGGUCGAGCACCAGAAGGAGACCCGUGCCAAGAUUGUGGACUCCUUCGCUCGCGCCGAGAAGCAGCCCAAGCCCCCCAUCGCCGAGCUGUUCACCGACGUCUACGACGAGCCGACCCCCCUGCUCAAGGCCCAGCAGAAGGAGAUGCUGGAGAUGCUGGCCAAGUACCCGAACGCCUAUCCCGUCGGCAACUACGCCACUGAGCUCCCUGACAACCGCCACAACGCCGUCGACAAGAAGUUCAUCUAAGCGUCCGUGCUGCAUGCCCGCCAAAAGAUAUGCGUGUGCGUGUGCGUGGUGGGUGGUGUGGAGAAAGGUGUCGAUGCGCGCGUGCGCGCGCCUGUGCAUGUGCCGCCCUUGUCUGUGUCCCUGUCUCUUUCCCCCUCUGCGCCGCCUUCCUUCAUGUCACUGCUGCUAUGCUGUCGUCGCCGGCGUACUGCCAUGCCAUACGCACAUGCAUGCGUACAAACCUGCCUGUGUCACUACACUUCAAAAUCAAGCAAAGCCCCUGGUGUUUUUGUUGUCUGCUUUUUUGGGAUUGUCCUCCCCCUCGCGAGACCACACCCUUGCCAGCUGCUGCGGCGGGGGGGGGGGG